This is a messenger RNA of Hevea brasiliensis (rubber tree), 1688 nucleotides long. Its product is annotated as probable glycosyltransferase At5g03795. Bases 199 to 1488 code for a protein of 429 amino acids. NCBI's taxonomy places the organism in Eukaryota, Viridiplantae, Streptophyta, Magnoliopsida, Malpighiales, Euphorbiaceae. Gene Ontology annotation, molecular function: glycosyltransferase activity. The transcript has 6 exons. The record is from RefSeq and is a predicted model, not a curated record.
UACCAGAAAAAACUAACUCUUAACUGAAAAGUCUUGCCCCGCAACCGCCAAAAGCAUAUAUAUGACCUUUCUGCAGUCAUCACUUCCUUCUCUUCUUCUUAACCAAAGCACACCACACCCAUUUUCUUCCAAGAAAACUUCUCCUUCCAAGAAAACACUUCUCCGAGAAAUUCCCCAAUUCUUCCAACUCUCGAGAAAAUGCCUAGGCAUAAUAACCGCCAACGCCACCAGCAGCAGCAGCAGCAGCAACAGCAGCAGCAGCAGCAGCCGCAACAGCAACAGCAGGACCACCGACGUUCUAAUCCACGUCAAUGUCCACCGACAAAUAAUCCCUGCUAUUAUUUCGCGACAAUAGUUCUACUGAUUUACUUUUUCCUUUUUAUCAUAAUGGCCACGAAUCUUUUCUUUGUUUCUUCUCUGUUUAUGGAGGGCAAUUCAACUGAAAAUCGUUUCCCAUUCUCUGAAGUCCUUCACUCACCCAAUGUCUUUUUCCCAAACUAUGCUACGAUGAAGAGGGAUUUCAAGGUCUUCGUGUACCCAGAUGAAGUAUCGAGCAUGUAUUUUGGUGGACUUAAGGAUUUGAUCAGGGGCAAAUACCCAAGCGAGGGAUACUUCUUUCAUAAUCUAAGAAAGAGCAUUUUUUGGACUGAUGAUCCUGAGAAGGCUCAUCUGUUCUUCAUUCCCAUUUCUUGUCAAAUAAUGGCACAAAAGGGAUUUUCACAUCAGGACAUGGACAGGACUAUCAAGAAGUAUAUCAAGAACCUAAUUUCUGAGUACCCUUAUUGGAAUAGAACUCUUGGUGCUGAUCACUUUCUUGUUGCUUGUCAUGACAUUGGACUGAAUGCUUCUUCUCAAAUUCCUCAACUUGAGAAAAACUCAAUUCGAGUUAUGUGUUCUUCAAAUUAUAGGAGUAGAUAUAUUCCACACAAAGAUGUUGCCCUCCCACAGGUAGUGCAGCCAUUUGCUCUUCCAGCUGGUGAAUUUGGCACAAAGAAUAGGACUAAACUCGGUUUAUAUGUUGGUUCGCCUGACACAAAAGUAGGACCUGCUUUCGUAGAGGCUUGGAAGAAUGAUCCUGAAUUUGAGAUUUGGAGCACCCAGCUAGAUGGGCCUAGAGCCACACUCUUAUAUGUUAAGAAAUUCUACAAAGCCAAGUUUUGCAUCUGUAAUCAAGGUUCUGGUAUGAAUAGUGCUUGUGUAGCAGAGUCUAUCAACUCUGGUUGUGUUCCUGUCAUCAUGCCCGAGUACUAUGACUUUCCACUUAUUGACAUUAUCAACUGGAGGAAAUUCUCUAUAAUAGUCAAGGAGGAGGACGUUUAUAAUCUGAAGGAAAUUCUUAAAGCCAUAUCUGAUGAAAAAUACCUGGAAUUGCAGAAGAACACAGUCAAGGUACAAAGGCUCUUUGAGUGGAAUUCAUCUCCAAUGGAAUAUGAUGCGUUUCACAUGGUUAUGUAUGAGCUAUGGUUGCGCCGCCAUGCCAUGCCAUAGUCUAUUCAAAGCAUUAGUUUCGUUGAUUUUUUCUCAAGUAUAACUGUUGAUAAUACAGUAUUAUAUGAUAAUCAAUGAUCAGGUUCUGAUAUAUCCAUGUUAUUUCUUAAUACAGUAUUUGCUUAAGAGAUGAUGUUAUUUCUGAUAAUACAGUAUAAACUCUAAAGCUGAUAUAUUGACCAGCUACAAUAUUUGCUCAA